Messenger RNA from Saprolegnia parasitica CBS 223.65, 1423 nucleotides. RefSeq lists its product as hypothetical. The record is from RefSeq and is a predicted model, not a curated record. The coding region runs from base 8 to 1423 and encodes 471 amino acids. NCBI's taxonomy places the organism in Eukaryota, Oomycota, Saprolegniomycetes, Saprolegniales, Saprolegniaceae. Gene Ontology annotation, molecular function: protein binding. The transcript is spliced from 3 exons.
CGCUGCCAUGGCUGGCGACGUUGCGGCAAUGGCGAUCUUGGCGCGCAAGUACCAACAGUCGAAGGAUGCCGAGACGGCGGCGCACUACUACAGCUGGGCGGGGGCCGAGGCCCAUCGCGCAUAUCAUCGCCCCGGCCAAGAACCGCUGCACGAAAUGAACUCGCUUUUCCACGCCGACGACGUCGAUGUGACGCUGGGCCAAGCUGGCGACGACGAUGCAUGGAUUCAGUUUCAGAAAAUGCGCGCCGACGUCGAGGGCGACCUGGAUGCGAUGACAGCAAUGGGCGACCUCUACUACUGGGGCGCCCGGGGUUGCGUGCGCGACCACGCCCGGGCGUUCAGCUACUUUCGGCGCGCUGCCGACGCCGGCCAUGUCGUUGCCAUGUCGGCGGCUGGCGGCAUGCUCCUCAAGGGCGAAGGCGUCAACCAAAACAACGUCACGGCCAUCGCGUACUACGAGAAGGCAGCGGCCGCCCACAACGUGCGAGCGUUGAACGGUCUUGGCUACAUCCACUUUUACGGCUCGGCCAACGUGACUCAAAACCAAACAAAAGGGUUGGAGUACUUUGAAGCAGCGGCCCAGCUGCAGUCGGACGGCGACAGUCUCUUCAAUACCGGGUACUGUUAUCUGCGAGGCCUCGGCACCGAUGUGAAUACGACCCGCGCCCUCGAGUACCUCACGGUGGCCGCGCGGUCGUUUGGUCACUUUGACGCAGUCUACGAGCUCGGCAGGUUCUACCUCGGCGUCCGGCCGACAGGCAACGACCACCGAAAUCUUGCAGCAGCGAUGCCGUAUCUCCAGGCAACGACCGACGCCGGGCCGUGGGGGAAGAGUGCCCGCCUGGGUUUUGACCUGUACCGUCGGCGUGAGAUGCAAGGCGCCAUCUGGCGCUACCACGAAGCACACGAACUCGGCUACCCGGUUGCGACGGGCAACCUCGCCUACUUGUAUGGUCUCGUCGGUGGUGACCAAGCGCAGUAUUUACUCCAAGCUGCAGAGAUCGAGGCGUCACUUCGACUCGGCGAUUGCUACUACUACGGGAAGGGCGGCGUGACCAAGGACGUUCGAAAAGCGUUGGCCUACUACACAAAAGCGAGCGCCGAUGGACUUAGCAUCGGGGCGUACAACGCCGGGUUUCUGUACGAACACGGCGACGACGGCAUUACCGCCGACGCCAACCGCGCCCGACGCUAUUACGAGCGCGCUCUCGAACUCUCCCCGUCGCCCGAGACCUACCUUGUUGUGUACCUCUCGCUCGCCCGCAUGUCUCUCGGCCUCACUUCGUGGUCGACGUCCCGCCUCGUGCCCGUGACUGACGACGACGCGACGACGAUCGGUGCAAUGCCAUUUGGCACAGUUGCCACGGCUCUUACAGCGGCGAUGGUGGUUGGCAUGACAAUGCGUUUUUGGCGUCGGUCAUAA